Molecule: messenger RNA, 3766 nt
Organism: Rhagoletis pomonella (apple maggot)
Lineage: Eukaryota; Metazoa; Arthropoda; Insecta; Diptera; Tephritidae
Gene: Vha100-1
Product: V-type proton ATPase 116 kDa subunit a1
Exons: 11
Coding region: 219-2819 (866 amino acids)
Biological process (GO): proton transmembrane transport; vacuolar acidification
Cellular component (GO): plasma membrane; vacuolar proton-transporting V-type ATPase complex; vacuolar proton-transporting V-type ATPase, V0 domain
Molecular function (GO): proton-transporting ATPase activity, rotational mechanism; ATPase binding
Source: RefSeq, a predicted model, not a curated record
UAAUAACUCAUCACUGUUUUGCACUAUUCACAAUAUACACACAUAUGGAUACAAAUUUUCACUACCAGUGGUGAUUUACUUUCUUUGUGCAGCAGAUUUCGUUUAAGCCAUCAAAACUGCUGAGUAUUUCAAGCUUCAAAUAAAAUAUUUCCGAAGUAAGUUAGAAACUUCAAAUCAACCGUACAGUUGAUUGCUGUGUUGCCGGCAGCGAUAGCAAGAUGGGGUCAUUAUUUCGCAGUGAAGAAAUGACCUUGUGUCAACUUUUUCUGCAGAGUGAAGCUGCCUACGCUUGCGUCUCAGAAUUAGGCGAGUUGGGUCUAGUGCAAUUCAGAGAUCUCAAUCCCGAUGUGAACGUCUUUCAACGCAAAUUUGUCAAUGAAGUUCGACGUUGUGAUGAAAUGGAGCGUAAAUUACGUUAUUUGGAAAAAGAAAUCAAAAAGGAUGGCAUACCAAUGUUGGACACGGGCGAGAGCCCUGAAGCUCCACAACCCAGGGAAAUGAUUGAUUUGGAAGCCACUUUUGAAAAAUUGGAAAACGAGUUGCGCGAAGUAAAUCAAAAUGCGGAGGCACUGAAACGCAAUUUUUUGGAAUUAACCGAACUAAAACAUAUUUUGCGUAAAACACAAGUAUUCUUCGAUGAGACGGUGCCUACAGUUUCUUACAAUACUUCCUCCUCCACUGCUACUUUUAAAACACGCUGGCGUUAUGGACGGAGACAGAUGGCCGAUAACCAGAAUGAGGAUGAGCAGGCGCAGUUGCUGGGCGAAGAAGGCGUGCGCGCCAGUCAGCCGGGACAAAAUUUGAAACUUGGCUUUGUUGCUGGUGUCAUUUUGCGCGAGCGUUUGGCCGCAUUCGAGCGGAUGUUAUGGCGCGCCUGUCGCGGAAAUGUUUUUUUGCGUCAAGCCAUGAUUGAGUCACCGCUGGAGGAUCCGUCUAAUGGAGAUCAGGUGUACAAAUCUGUGUUUAUCAUAUUUUUCCAAGGUGACCAAUUGAAAACGCGUGUCAAGAAAAUUUGCGAAGGCUUCCGUGCUACUCUCUACCCUUGUCCUGAAGCACCGGCUGAUCGUCGUGAAAUGGCUAUGGGUGUUAUGACACGCAUUGAGGAUUUGAAUACUGUGCUCGGUCAGACACAAGAUCAUCGUCAUCGUGUUCUGGUCGCUGCUGCUAAAAAUUUGAAGAAUUGGUUUGUCAAAGUGCGUAAAAUCAAAGCUAUUUAUCAUACAUUGAAUCUGUUCAAUUUGGACGUUACACAAAAAUGUCUUAUUGCUGAAUGCUGGGUACCGGUGCUGGACAUCGAGACCAUACAACUGGCAUUAAGGCGUGGUACAGAACGCUCGGGUUCAUCGGUGCCACCGAUUCUGAAUCGCAUGCAAACUUUUGAAAAUCCACCGACCUAUAAUCGGACCAAUAAAUUCACGAAAGCUUUUCAGGCCCUUAUUGAUGCAUAUGGCGUUGCCGCUUAUCGUGAAAUGAACCCAGCACCCUAUACGAUUAUAACUUUUCCCUUCCUUUUUGCUGUGAUGUUUGGUGAUCUCGGACAUGGCACACUUAUGGCACUAUUUGGUCUAUGGAUGAUACGCAAAGAGAAAGGCUUGGCUGCACAGAAGACCACAAAUGAGAUAUGGAACAUCUUUUUCGGUGGACGUUACAUUAUAUUCCUAAUGGGUGUAUUUUCCAUGUAUACUGGCCUGAUUUAUAACGAUAUUUUCUCAAAGUCUUUGAAUAUAUUCGGAUCGCACUGGCAUGUCAACUAUAACAAGACAACGGUGUUAAGCAAUAAGCAUUUGCAAUUAAAUCCUGGCACUGCUGAUUAUGAAGGAGACCCUUAUCCGUUAGGCAUGGACCCCGUUUGGCAGAUAGCCACAUCGAAUAAGAUUAUCUUUCAAAAUUCGUACAAAAUGAAGAUCUCAAUCAUAUUGGGUGUAAUUCAUAUGAUUUUCGGCGUCUCGUUGAGUCUACACAAUCACACCUACUUUAAAAACCGAAAUGCUCUGCUCUAUGAAUUCAUACCACAGUUGGUCUUCUUGAUUAUGAUGUUCUUCUAUUUGGCACUUCUGAUGUUCAUCAAAUGGAAUAGAUAUUCUGCAUUUAAUGAGCCUCCCUACUCGGCUGGAUGUGCUCCUUCGAUUUUGAUUACUUUCAUUGAUAUGGUUUUGGGCAAUACACCCAAACCUCCAGUCGGCAAGUGCGAAACCUACAUGUUUGCUGGCCAGUCGUUCUUUCAAAAACUGUUCCGUUUUAUUGCACUUUGUUGUAUACCGGUUAUGCUGCUUGGAAAACCACUAAAGAUCAUUCAAGAACGACGUCAAGCAAACCGGCAAAAUCUUACCGGCGCCACCAGUGAUGCUGAGGUGGGCAUGACCAAUGGCAUAGCUGGCGGAGUUGCAGGACAUGGUGGCGGUGAUCAUCACGAAGAGGAAGAGUUGUCGGAAAUUGCUAUACAUCAAGGCAUACACACCAUUGAAUUCGUAUUAGGAUCUGUUUCACACACUGCAUCGUAUUUGCGUUUGUGGGCACUCUCCUUAGCACACGCACAAUUAGCAGAGGUUUUAUGGAACAUGGUAUUGUCGAUUGGUUUGAAGCAGGAAGGGUGGACCGGUGGUAUUAUGCUGACUAUUGUAUUUGCUUUCUGGGCCAUACUAACUGUCGGCAUUUUGGUUUUAAUGGAAGGCCUGUCAGCUUUCUUACACACUCUACGUCUGCACUGGGUUGAAUUCCAAAGCAAGUUCUACAAAGGCACGGGAUAUGCUUUCCAACCAUUUGCUUUCGACCAAAUUAUUGAAAAUGGCGCCGCUGUCGCAGUUGAAGGUGCCGAGUAAAUCUAAACUAUUAAAUUUGUUUGGGUUAUUUGGAGUUCGCUACAAUGUUGGUUACGCCACAAGCACAGUACAUUAGAAAGGAAAAAUUUAUGCACACAUACAGUUAUAUCGAAAUAAAUAAUUAAAGAUGUAUUUAUGAAGUCAUGGGAUUUAAUGUAUAACAUACAUAAAUACAUAUAAAAGUUCAUCAACAAUCUUAGUAGAAUUGCAUUAACGAGAACAUAAUCACAUACAUAUAUAAAUAUAUAAUACAUAAUUAAUUUAAAAUCUAAUGAUGCUUACUGUCGCCUGCCUCUUAAACUUUCAAAUGAGAUUACUCCAUAUUUUACUCAUAAAUAUGUACAUAGGUAUGUAUUUUUAUGCUUCAUAUAAUUUUAAGCGGCACAAGAAUUUAUUACUUGAACGUUAAUUUUCAUCAGCAAAAUAAACUAUACAUAAAAAAAACGUAUAUACUUUCUAUGUACAUACACAGACAAACAUGAAUUUAAAAGCUUAGUUCGUUAUUUGCAGGUAAUCGGAAUAUGCAUUUCUAUUUUUUGUUUUAUAAUUCUAAACAUAAUAGCAAUUUCAUACAUUUUCUAUAUUUACUAAUAGUAGUCUUUAUAGAGUAUUCAAAACUAAAAUUAUAUACCAAAUAUCUUUAAAAGCCACUUUCUUAACAAAUCCUGUGUAAUGCAUUAAGCAAGCAUCUCAAAGUAAGAAGUCUAAUUCAUAGAAGAAAACAGGUUUGAAACUUAAGUGUAUUGUUGUAAGAAUCUCACCUAAAAUUGUUGCUUAAAUCAAAUUACAAAUUGUGUCUGUAAAGUUUUGCGCGCCAACUGCGCCACUGAGUGAUGGCUUAACUUAUUUGAGUAGCUUAUACUUGUCUGAAUAUAAUCAAAUACAAUGUAGUAAAAGUUAAAAAUUUGAAUAAAUGUUAUGGCAGCCACAUGGCGAAACGCAACAGA